Molecule: messenger RNA, 696 nt
Organism: Chinchilla lanigera (long-tailed chinchilla)
Lineage: Eukaryota; Metazoa; Chordata; Mammalia; Rodentia; Chinchillidae
Product: pulmonary surfactant-associated protein D-like
Source: RefSeq, a predicted model, not a curated record
GCCUGGCGACCGGACGAAGGGCCCGGCUUGAGAGCGCGGCCCCUCCGCGAGCAGCCACCGGUCGGCGCGGCGGAUCGGGGUCCCCGGGGGUCCCCGGCUGCCCGCCCUGCGCAGGUCGCUCGGGGAACCGCUUAGCGCCCGGGAGUCGGGGUGUCAGGGAGGCUUUGCGCGGCUGUGCAGGACGAGUGGUACUGGCCACGUUUCAGAGUAGACGCGGCGACCGGAGCAAGCGCCGGUGCGGGCGAGGGCGCCCAGACGGCCGAGGGUCCGCCCUGCUGCGCUGUCCGCUCGGCUGUGCCCGCGCGGGCACGGCUGCACCCUGGGGCCAGGAGGCACGAGGGUCGUUCUCCCGCGGCUUCGCCAGGGGCUUCCUGGCCUGUCCCUCGGGGGCUUGGUACCCUCCCGUGUCACACGGGCUCCCGGCAUGGCACCCCUGCGCCCGGGCGCCCGCUGUCAUCGUGGGGGGCCCUCUCCACGUGACCUUGGACCCUGAGGCGGCGGCAGCGGCCCCUCAGCACACUCUUCCAGAUGCCCGAGAACGCCUGCCGUUUCCGCCAGGGCCCUGAUGGCUUCCCCCAGCCCCCGACUGAGGCGCCUCUCCGCAGAGGGACCGGAGCGUGGGAGGGUGUUGUACUCGCGCACCUCUGUGUCCGGGCCUGUCGGGGCCACUGGGCCCGUGAGGCCAUCACAGUACAA